GGUAUAAGGACUGCAAUGUGAAAUAGACAAACCAAAACGAACGCCAAAACGAGUGCCUUAAAUUAGCAGUUAAACAAGUGCCUAAAUAGAUAUUAGAGCAACAAGAAGACGAACGAUUGAAACGCUGACGAAAACGAAAUUAUUCAAUAAGGCGCCUAGCGACCCGCUCUCACCGCAAGCACAAGCGGGCGCGUGACGCUCCCUCCGCGAGCGUGUCGAGCAAGCACUACAGGACAGCUGGCGGCGGCUGACCGUCGCACCCGGCUCUCCACAACCCCGGAACAGACGCCGCUCGCUCAGUCAAGAGAGACGCAAGCAGCGAGAGAGGAGACCCAGCGUUCUUUCUUUAGACGACCACGCUGAACCCAACCGCACUGCCACCAUCAACAGAGCUCGCUCGCUAAGCAAGAUGGCAACGCUGUCCCUCAAGAUAUCCCUAGAGGGCGGGAAGGUAGUGAAGACCAUCCAGUUUGACCCUUCCACCACUGUGUACGACGCUUGUCGCAUCAUCAGGGAGAAGAUCUUGGAAGCCACAACUAGUGACCCGAAAGAGUUUGGCUUGUUCCUCGCUUCUGAGGAAGACAACAAGAAGGGAAUAUGGCUGGAGGCGUCCCGCAGUCUCGACUACUACAUGCUGAGGAAUGGAGACGUGCUGGAGUAUAAUAAGAAGACAAGGAAUUUGAGGGUCAGAAUGUUGGACGGCACGGUGAAAACGUUGUUAGUUGACGACAGUCAAAUAGUGGCCAACCUGAUGGUGGUGAUCUGCACCAAGAUUGGAAUCACCAAUUAUGAUGAGUAUGGUCUGGUGCGGGAAGAACAGCAAGAACAACCGGAUCCAUGCGAUAAGCCUAACUAUGGCACUCUUACACUGAAAAGGAAACAUCAUGAAAAAGAAAGAGACGCCAAGAUGGAGCAGCUUAGGAAGAAAUUGCGGACUGAUGAUGAAGUAAACUGGGUGGAAUCGGCCAAAACUCUUCGCGAACAGGGCAUCGACGUGACUGAGACCCUACUGCUUCGCCGCAAACUGUUCUUCUCCGAUAGGAACGUUGAUUCGAGAGACCCGGUGCAACUGAAUCUGUUGUAUGUUCAAGCAAGGGAUGCUAUAUUGGACGGGACCCAUCCGGUUACUAACGACAAGGCUUGCGAAUUCGCCGGUAUACAAUGCCAGAUACAAUUCGGUGAUCACAAAGAAGAUAAACACACACCUGGCUUCCUAGACUUGAAAGAAUUCCUGCCCGCGUCCUACAUGAAAGUUAAGGGCAUAGAGAAGAAAGUCUUCAAAGAACAUCGCAAACACGCCGGUCUCAGCGAACUGGACGCUAAAGUUCUUUACACCAAGAGCGCUAGAGAUCUCAAGACCUAUGGAGUGGCGUUUUUCCUUGUUAAGGAAAAGAUGAAAGGCAAAAACAAGCUAGUCCCCCGCUUGCUUGGUGUCACCAAAGACUCGGUUUUACGUCUCGACGAACGCACCAAGGAAAUAUUACAAACGUGGCCUUUGACCACUGUAAGGAGAUGGUGUGCCAGCCCAAAUACUUUCACGCUGGAUUUUGGAGAUUAUAGCGAUCAAUACUACUCCGUACAAACCACAGAAGCGGAGCAGAUACUUCAAGUCAUAGCCGGCUACAUAGACAUCAUAGUUCGCAAAAGACGCGCCCGGGACCAUCUCGGAAUCGACGGCGAUGAGGGAUCUGCCAUGUUGGAGGAUUCGGUGUCACCUUCCAGAGCCAAUAUCAUCCAGCACGACACAUUCAAAUCUGGCAAAGUGAGCACUGAAUCUGUGGCGAAACCGGCCGUUCAUAGACCCGGGGCUGAAGGCGCGAAACCUUUCGCCGUGGGGCACAUGACGGGCGCUCAACAGACCACCGUGUCGGGACAAGUCAUCACUGGGCACACGCCGCCAGCUGCAGCGCAAGUGCAGCAGACUAAAGUGACGUCACUACUGUCAGAACCGCAGAGGGCGCUUCUGUCCGCCAUCACUACUGGACGGGAAGUCAUCAAGCAUACUGAAGAAGGUCUCGAAAGGACUGUGAUGCCCGAAUUGGGAGUCGACUCUGCCUCCGUGAAAUGGAAGCAAGUCACCCUGGACACCAAUAAGCAAGCGGUCACCAGCCAUAUUGCAGCAAUGAAUGCAGCCACUGCUCAAGUCGUGACGCUAACUUCAGGACCAACCGAAGAAGUAGACCACACUGCAGUAGGUGCUGCCAUUACUACCAUUACUACGAACUUGCCGGAAAUGACUAAAGGUGUUAAAAUGAUCGCCGCGUUAAUGGACGACGGUGAUACACUGUUGGAUGCUACUAGAAAGCUGUGCAGUGCCUUCUCUGAUCUGCUGAGGGCUGCUGAACCGGAGGCUAGAGAGCCACGCCAGAAUCUCCUAAACGCAGCAUCUCGCGUCGGAGAAGCAUCGACAUCCGUUCUCCACACUAUCGGCGAAGAGACCGAAGAAGACAAAGAAACCCAGGAUAUCCUGCUGUCUCUAGCCAAGGCCGUAGCUAACACAACAGCGGCUUUAGUACUGAAGGCUAAGAACGUAGCUGCCGCGUGUAAAGACGAACAACCGCUUCAGAACAACAUUAUCGCGGCCGCUACCAACUGUGCUUUAGCUACCAGCCAGCUAGUCGCCUGUGCUAAGGUCGUAGCCCCAACUCUCCACAGUGCCGCUUGUCGCGAACAAAUAGUAAGCGCAUCUCGAGCGGUAUCCAACGCUGUAGAGAAACUGCUAGAUGCCGCUCCCCCUGCCGCGGCGGCCGCUCACAAACUCCCAGAGGCGGCCAAACGAGUCACCGACGAACUGGAUAGAUUGCUGGCACAUUGUAGCCCGGAACGUCACGCCAGUCGAGUAACAGUUACCGAACGAAGCGUAGAAACUGUAAUGUCGGCAUCGGAACGGGUUUCUACGGCCGGUGACGCGGCUGAAAUGGUCCGCCACGCUAGAUUGUUGGGGCAGGCUACGGCACACCUAAUAACUGAUAUAAAGACGGAAGCCGAAAGACAACCUUCAGAAGCUCAACGCAAACUUUUGGCCGCAGCCAAACUACUGGCGGAUGCGACAGCGAGAAUGGUCGAAGCUGCCCGCCAGUGCGCUUCGGAACCACAGGAUCGCGAAAAGCAAGAGGCUUUACGUCGCGCCGCUGAAGAAGUGCGUUAUAUCACUGCUGAUUACGCUCAAGGACAAGACAUAGUGAGCUCUCAAGUCGCCAGAUUGCAGGAAAGCGCUCGACAAGCGGCCGCUUGCGCUACUCAACUCAUUACAUCUUCACAUAACGCUACGCAAUAUAACACGAAUAAAUAUUCACAGGAAACUCUGCUCCAAGAGUGUCGCAUUCUCUCUGAACACGUCCCCCGCGUAGUGGACGCUGUGGCCGGAUACUCUUCUAGACCUCAAGCCGCGGCCGCUCAUCACGCGUUAUUGACGGCUUCUGAUAAUCUGCUGCAGUCUAGCGGUCAAGUAGUGAGUGCUGCCCGCGCUGUGUUGCCCACAGUACACGAUGCGACCGCUGCCAAACAUUUAGCUGAUAAUACCCAGCGAAUGAACGCCAGUGCGGCUACAUUGAGAUCUGCAGUCAAUCGAGCCCGUAUCUCCUGCAAAGGCUUAGAAUUAGACGCGGCUGCGGAAAUAUUGCGCAGUUUACAAGAAGAUUUGGACGAAUUGGAGGAAGCCGCUCGCGCUUUACAAUUGCGACCUUUGCCGGGACAGACGGAGGAAUGGGCCACUUCGACAAUGCACAACGCAUCUCGGGCCGCGGCUUCGAGCACCGUACAGUUAUUGUGCGCGGUGAAAGGCGGCGGGGAGGGCGCGGGCCGCUCCGCUUGCAGUCUAGCCGCCGCCUUACAAGACUUCACUGCGGGCGUGCACGCUAGAGCUUCGUUGUCGGCGCCGGAACAAAAUGAGAGAGUGAUAACAUCCACCCGUCAAGUGGUGACGUCAUCGUUGACUCUAGUGGAGACGGUGAAGCGCUACAUGAGCACUUCGGAACAAGUCGACAUCAACAGUCUGAAGUCUAUAGCGAAGGAUAUCACUGUGGGCUUGGAAACCACACUAGAAGCGGCGCCGUCUCACACGGAGCUGGAUGCUGCUUUAGAAGAUAUCAACGAGACGUUGCACAUUCUGGAUAUGAACGAGUUCCCGCCAUCGGAUAAGCCGUACAGCGAACUACAAACCGAACUCACCGACGCUGCUGUUAAACUUAACGACGCGUCAUCUGAAGUAGUGAACGGGGUCGAACGUCCACAAUCUCUGGCGCAAGCUGGCGGGGCAUACGGGCACGCGUUCAAUAGGACGAUGGCCGCCGCCAUGGAGAUGGCAGGACAGACCGAGGAUCGUGAUGCUCGUACACAAAUGGUGAAUUCAAUGAAAUCCGUCACUGUCAAUUCAUCGAAGUUGCUCAGCACAGCUAAAUCUGUCAGUCAAGAUUUAAGUAGACCCAACGCCAUGAAUCAACUGAUGGCCGCAGCUCGUGCUGUCACCGAAAGCAUCAAUCGUUUGGUCGACGUGUGCACAGAAGCCGCGCCAGGUCAAAAAGAGUGUGAAGCAGCAAUACGUAGCAUAGAAAGUUCCAGAACACUCUUGGCAGCUCCCAGUCAACCUGUCAACGAGUUGGGAUACUUCGGAUGCCUUGAUUGCGUGGUCGAGCAAAGCAAGGGGCUCAGUACGGGAAUGUCCGGUAUGGCCGGGGCUGUGAAACGAGCGGAACAAGAACAAUUUGCCCGCUCCGUGUCAGGAGUCGCUUCGGCCGUCACUGGAUUAGUGGAGGGGGCAGCUCAAGCCGCUUAUUUGGUGGCGAUUUCCGACGAGAGUAGCGUCGCAGGUCGGCCAGGUCUCGUGGAUCAGGCACAAUUCGCUAGAGCUUUGACCGCCAUAGAGCACGCUUGCCAAUGCCUGUCGGAUCCUAACAGCGACCAACAACAGGUGUUAUCAGCGGCCACAGUUAUAGCUAAACACACUUCAUCCCUGUGCAACGCUUGCCGCGUCGCUUCUUCCAAAACGAGCGAACCACAAGCGAAGAGACAUUUCGUUCAAGCGGCCAAAGAUGUGGCCAACUCUACCGCUGCUCUCGUCAAGGAGAUCAAAGCUUUGGACGCGGAUUAUAGCGAGGCGAACAGAAAACGCUGCGCCGAAGCGACUGGCCCACUGCAAGAGGCCGUUCGUGGCCUAUGCGCGUUCGCCGAUAGGCCAGAAUUUGCUAGUGUACCAGCGAGAAUAUCUUCACAGGCCAGACAUGCACAACAUGAUAUAUUGGAGGCUGGCAGGAACAUUAUAUCGUCGUCCUGCUCUAUGCUAGAAGCUGCUAAAGCUCUUGCUCUCUCGCCUCAAGACAGAGCGCAGUGGCAACGUCUCGCCUCGCACAGUAAGACGGUGUCCGACAGCAUCAAGUCUCUGGUCACCAGUAUCAGGGAGAAAGCGCCAGGUCAAAACGAAUGCGCUUCGGCGCUAGAUUCUCUCUCACGUUUACUCCGAGAAAUCGACCAGGCUUCCAUACAAGCUGUGGCCCAAGAACUGCAGCCGAGACGGGCGAAUACACUGCAAGGUUACUCUGAACAAGUGGAGAGCAGUGCCAGCGAAAUGCUGGAACGUUUGGAGCCAUUGCGAGUGGCUGCGAUAUCGCAAGCCGAGCUAUUGGGGCAUGCCGUUAUGCAAUUGGUAUCCUACUCCGAAGCAGUAGUAUCGGGCAGUAUAGGUUGCGCAUCACUCAUCUCCCAAUCCAGUGCCCAGUCCCAAGUUCUAGUCCACGCUAGAACCGUGCUAGAAGCUUCUUAUGCUUUGAUCACCGCUGUGAGACAAUCCGGAGGAAAUCCAAGGGCUGUCAGCGCCCACGGCGAGGUGGAAGGCCAGAUAUCUCUCACAAGGGCUGCGUUAACAGAACUCGUGACUCACAUCAGAGAAUUGAGUGCUGUCAAUGGCGCCGUGGGACCGUUGUUGGAGUCCCUGGCCAGGGCUGGAGCCCGACUUACCGAUAACAGGAUGUCUUUGAUUGGUUCAUACGACGAGACCGACUCGUUUGUAGACUACCAGGCGCGAAUGAUAGUCGCCGCAAAGGAGAUUGCGAAGUUAGCCACUGAUAUGACGGCAAAAGCAGCCACCGAUACUAGCAGGGUGCUCCCCCUCGCCGGGGAAAUGUGUUCCGCUUACGAGAGACUUGCUAGAGACAGCGUCGGCGCUGCUGCAACUACGCCCAAUACAGAUGUCGCUAAUAGUAUCCGUAGCGGAGUAGCAGAGUUAGGAGAUAGUAUGAGCGGUUUGGUUAAUGCCGCAGCUGCAUGUCAAGGGCCUUCUUUACCGCAUCAAGAGUCUGUCGCUUCACACGCCAAGGACGUGAGCGAGAAGGUAAUCGCCGUAUUGAGUGCUUUGCAAGCCGGUUCGCGUGGAACUCAAGCUUGUAUCGACGCCGCGGCUACUAUAGCAGCUAUCAUUGGCGAUUUGGACACAACUAUACUUUUCGCUAGCGCUGGCACUCUCCACUCUGACAAAGAAACUGACGCAUUCUCCGACCAUCGAGAGAGUAUACUCAAAACGGCCAAGACUCUAGUAGAAGACACCAAGACUUUAGUAGGCGGCGCUGCCGGAUCACAGGAACAACUGGCAUCCGCUGCCAAUUCAUCUGUAACUACUAUUGUGCAACUAUGCGAAGUCGUGAAACAAGGCGCAAUGUCGUUGGGGGCUGGAAGUUCGGAAUCUCAAGUAUUAUUACUGCACGCCGCUCGAGACGUAGCGGCUGCUUUGAGAGACUUGGCUGCCGCCACUACCGCGGCUAGUGGGAAACCGCAUAUGCAUCCCGACAUGCAGCGACUCAAACACGCCGCCAAGCGGCUGAGCGAGACAACCAAACGGUGGAGUCUGCCGUUAGGCCCCGCCGUCACCAAACCGAAGCGACGCUCCCUAAGAAUCGACUACAAUUCAGCAGAUUCCGAAACAGAUCUGUUCCAAUCUGACCAAGAAGAAGAGUUGCUCAAACUCCUAGACUAUUCUAGCCAAGACGAUGACGUUUCACCUUCAAUAUUCCACGAUAACUGUGAAGAAAUCGUUGCAUACAUAGAAAAACAUAUGAAAACCCCUGGCACUAGAAUUUGCGAUGACGAUGUGAACGAUAGAUACAAUAUGGCGGCUAGAAACAGCCUAGUAGAUAUGGACUGGAGAGUUCUCAAAUAUGGCGAGAAUAUAUUUUUAGGAGAGCUCAGAAAGCUCAUCGAUAUUGUUAUUGAAAUUGCCGAUAGGAUGGAAAAUAAGAGAAAACGAGCCAUGCUCUCUAGAUUAAAGGCGAACAAUGAUUUAGAUAAUGAAAUGAAAAGAAUUUCACAAGUUAUAGAGGACUUGGAUUCUGAAAUCGAAGAAAGUGUUGUAACCACAACUGUGACGACGACUACACGCGAAGUGGUGCCGGCCAAAAAGCCUAAACUGAACGAUAUAAAACUCACUAGUCCAGUUAUCAAAAUUAAGAAAGUUAAACCAGUAAAUCUUACCAUCAAUUUGGACUUAGCGUCUGAAACGAACAUCACUCCUCUGAGUCCUGAACAGAAACAAAAAGACGAAUCGACAGAAAUUGUCGUCGAACCAGACACGAAGACCAAGAAGGUCAAAUUAGAAUUCUGGAAAAUGUUCCAAGAUGACUCGGAGCUAUGGAAGGCCUUGGCUAAAAGAAACCUUGAAAAGAUGGAAGAGACCAGACGGGAAUUAGAAAGGUUUAGUGGUCACGAACUCGUAUUGGGCGAUUACCAGACAGAGAAAGACAAAUACGAUACAGAGAAGGCGACAUUGCAGUCGUUUAUCGAAGAAGUCGAUAAAUCGAAAGCUGUAAAGAGAGACUUAGAGUACGACAAAAAAUAUGAAGACAUGGUACUAAAACUGAUAGAAUUCGCAAAGAAAGAUUUCAUAUACAAAGGUUUCGACCCACUCAUAGAGCAAUUGAAAGCCUUAUCUAAUACGCCCAUAGAAAAACGCAAAAAGAAAGUUCACAUACAAGACAUAAUAAAUAUUUACUCGCAAAUUGACAUUACUAAAUACACGUACGAAGAGUUGUGUCUCCUAGAGAAGUAUUACAAAGAGAUAAUAAGAAAGUACAAACACGAAACCAUUAUAGACAAAGAAAACAAAAUGCCCAGAGAAAAUAGAUCGCCUAGUCUAGUUCGAGAUGUAGCAACACAGUCUGCGCCGCCUUCGUAUCACAGAAACGUUAUACUAAACGUUCACACAAGUCAGAACUUAACUAAGAACAUAAAUUCUUACUCCAACACGACAAUACUCAACGGUAACUCUUUAGAAAGACGCAAGACAAAAGACGAGAGAUCAAAAAAUAAUGUGGAAAUAUUCGAUCUUACCAGAACUUAUCCUAUGGAGUAUUAUGCUAACAAUUGGUGGUCAAUUUAUGAAGAUAUAUUAAAGAAUAGGGAACAGCAAUUCGGCUCCAUAGAUAACUGGUGGAGAUUCUACGAAACAGUUUUGAAUAAAGAAGAGUCUACAGACGAAGAGAUAAAUAGAAUGAGAGCUGUGAUGCAGUAUAGAGAUAAAGUGAGACGUCCGAAUAGUCGGCUGGAGGAGCAUAUGAGGAUGUUAGAUGACGUGAAGAGGCAGAGUUUCCAAGAAACGGAGGAGGUGGAAAAUCGCGCUGGAGAAUCGGUGAUGGUAACCAACGUCACGUCACUGCUGAAGACCGUGAAGGCAGUCGAAGAUGAGCAUACUCGAGGGUCAAGAGCUCUCGAGUCUACAAUUGAAGCGAUAUCGCAAGAGAUUGAGGUUCUCCUCUCAGACUCUCCGCCCAAAGGCACGGCCACAGCGGAAGAAUUAGUGCGAUGCACUCGUCAAAUGACAUCGGCCACGGCUCGAGCUGUCGCCGCCGGCAACGCUAACAAACAAGAUCAACUGACAGCAGCCGCUAAUCUUGGAAGAAGAACAGUGUUGGAUCUGCUGAGAGCUUGCAAGGCCGCAGCCUACACAGCUGAGAACAUAGAAACUCGCACACGCACCAUUGAAGCGGGUGCAGCCGCGGCCACAGCCUAUCGCGAGUUGCUAUCCGCUGUGCUAUUGGCUGUAAGCACGGGCGAUAGACAGCACUUCCCUGAACUAUCUCGCCGCGUCGCUCACGCCGUCGCCGAUAUUAUAGCCGCCGCUGAAACGCUGAAAGGGUCAGAUUGGGUAGACCCGGAUGAUCCUACCGUUAUAGCGGAGAGCGAAUUACUCGGCGCCGCCGCUUCCAUAGAUGCUGCGGCGAGAAAAUUAGAUGCCCUUAGACCACGGAAGGCUGUCAAGGAGGCGGACGAAACCCUGAACUUUGACGAGAUGAUACUGGAGGCUGCCAAGUCUAUUAUCGCCGCCACUUCCGCACUGGUCCGCGCCGCUUCUGCAGCACAAAGGGAGCUGAUUGACCAGGGUAAAGUGGCCCGUCGGCCGGCCGCGUCCUCAGACGAUGGCCAAUGGUCCGAAGGCUUGGUUUCCGCCGCUCGUCUCGUGGCUGGAGCCGCCCACGCGUUAGUGGAAGCGGCCAAUGCCCUAGUACAAGGGGCGGCCACUGAAGAGAGGCUCAUAUCUAGCGCUAGACAAGUUGCCGCUUCGACUGCUCAUCUGCUCGUGGCUUGCAAGGUGAAAGCGGACCCUACGUCGGAAUCCACGGUACGAUUGCAAGCGGCCGGCGCCGCUGUCAUACGUUCCACUGACGGUUUAGUAAGGGCGGCCCGUGACGCUAUCCAUUGCGAGGAGGAACGCAGUCUCGUGCUCAACAGAAGAAUGGUUGGAGGGAUAGCGCAAGAGAUUGACGCUAGAUCUGAGGUUCUUCGUAUCGAGAAAGAGCUGGAUGAGGCCAGAAGUCGUUUAACCGCCAUACGACAGGCGAAAUACAAACUGCGAGCGGCCGACACUUCGGGCGACGAAACCGACGUGGAAAUUACACCGGGACCGGGGCACAGAUACAAGAGUCCCACAAGCAGUUUUGCGAACACUACUUAUUCGCCUAACAGCACUUACUCGCACACGAACAAUGUCACACAAAACGUGUCAAAUCUAUCACAAACGAUACACGGAUCGCCAAACGCUUAUAGCCCACAACCCAACUAUAAUCAGAGCCAAAACAACUACAACCAGACUCAAAGCAACUAUAGCCAGUCUCAAAACAACUAUAGCCAGUCUCAAAACGACUAUAGCCAGUCUCAAAGCAACUAUAGCCAGUCUCAAACGCCCGGUAGCCAAAGUAACGGAUACCAAUAUCAAAGGGAAGAGAAAUACACAGGUCAAAGUCCCACUUUCUCGAGUUUUCGCCCGCAAGAGGACACGCCCAAGCAGAAUUACGAGGGCUUCACAACUCGAACGAGCAUGGAAGAAAGCGUAGUCGUGAGGUCGUUGCAACUGCCAGAAGUGCGCACAGCUGUAUUAGUUGACGACGGGUUACAACCGGUAGACGGGAGGGUCCAAACUGGAGACAGCAGGGUUCAACCUAUAGACAGAAGGGUCCAACUUCGAGACGACGGGGUCCUAGAAGAGAGGAUAGUCUACAAACGAGCGCCUCCGCCGCCGCCUCGACGCGUUUCUCUGCUUAACUACGAAACAAGACUGUACGACACGCCACGCCCAGUUCACGAUUACAAGAAGGAGGAGCAUAGACAAUACGAAUCCAGCCAUUAUACCAAAGAUCAGAAAUUCGGUUAUGACGCGCCUAAAACAUCGCCGAUGAGCCCUAAGUUCAACGCCAGAGAGUUGAAAUUCGAGGACAAGCAGGAGCCGAUUUACUCCUCGCUGAAAAAGCCGACCACACCCAAAUCUCCUUUUGAUGGAGUCGGGCAAUCCUUCUCUGAACACCAAGUGUCCACGGAAGCUAUACCGGGUGGCACGAAACACUCCGAGUUCACGGUCAAAAGUGAAUCUUAUCAGAGUUACCCUAAGACCGAGUUUUCGAAACUCGAAACCAGAUCUGAAGUCAAGUCCCCGUUUACAACUUCAACCCCAUCUAAGUUAGAUUCGUUCCCUGAGUACCCAAGGACGUCCACGGAUUUGGUGAAAGCCGUAACGCCCGAAUUCGAUAGAAUAUCCUCCCCUUAUGGGAAAGAAGUAUACAGCUACGGAGGUCCUAAUUAUAAGGAGGAAACGACCACAGAGGUCAAAGAUAUACCUAAUGGAACUCAAAAAAUCACCACCACAAAAAUAUACAGCUCCUCCCCAGUAAACAUCACUAGUACAAACACGAAAUACGAGCCCGUUAAACUAGAAGGCAUCGACGAACUAUCGAAAUCGUUCGACAACGAAUCUAGGUACAGCACUUUGGACUCUCGCUUCAACACUUUAGAGUCCAAAAUGAGUUCAGAUACCAGUCGCUCCUUCAUGCGCCCCUCGGACUUCCAAUCUUCGGAUUACCAGUCUUCUACUAACGUAACAAGAGUGAAAACGCCCGCCGAUUUGAAUAGAGAGAUUGAUACUAUUGACAAGAAGUUUGGCAAACAGACUAUCACUUCGGAGACUAUUGAGAGGAAGUCAGUUAUGACUAGUUCACAUAAAUCGGAGACCAGCUCGACUGUCACCAAGAAGUUCGCCAACUUCUAAAAGCUCUAUUGUAAAGGUGACAGCAACUCGAGUAGCGUGAAAAAAAAGGAGGGUAGAUUGAAAAAAAAAAUAAGCAGAACAUUGUAAUAUAGAAUUUAUUCAUGAAUGUAUAAAGUGCCUUAUACUUUGCAGCUUGCCAAUUGCAAUUUGCAGUACCCAUUAUUUUUCAAUUUAUUUUUUAAUGUAUAGUGUUGCCCGCGGAAGCGAAACGUCCACUGAAGGUAAAUGAACACCAAUUCUAAUAGAUUUAGAUGUUAGUGAGUAAAUCAUAAAAUAUUAAUGUGUAUUUACAAUGUAAGAAGCUACUAUAUUUAAUACAUUUGACACGAUAUUAGAAUUUUAAAGUUUACCAAAAUAAAAAAAUAAAUGAUAAUAACCAAGAUCUCUGGAAAAAUCUGCUUUACAAUGGCAACUAUUCGAUCGAUCGUACUUAAAAAGUGUUGCUACAUCAGAAAUUUAGUGCUGCGAAGUGUCUUAAUGCAACUAUAGAUUAUAAUAUUAUUAUAACUGUAAUGAACAAUGUAUUCACUUUAUGACUAAAUUUAAUAAAUGUUUAUUAUAUUAUACAUGAUAAUAUAGCUUUUGUGUAAUUUUUUAUACAUCUUACUCGUGUAAUGUAGUACGUAAGUAAUCUUAUAUUAUAUUUAUAACGAUGUCUAUACAUAGAAACCAAAUAAAAGUACUAAUCAAAUUGUUUGUUUAGAGUACCUACCUACACUUGAAUGAUUUGAUUUUAUUAUAAGUGAUUCUUGUCACGAUAAAGGUAUUCAUUUGUUGAUGUGUUUUAAGAUUUUAUUCGCACUAUGCAACUAAAUUUAUCUUUUUUUUUGUAGUCUUGGGGCAUCUUACGAUUGGUAUGACUAUAUUUGUAUUUAAUGAAUAAACGUGGACUAAUUACUAA
Messenger RNA from Chilo suppressalis (striped riceborer), 12419 nucleotides. NCBI's taxonomy places the organism in Eukaryota, Metazoa, Arthropoda, Insecta, Lepidoptera, Crambidae. The record is from the annotation of a GenBank genome assembly.